Molecule: messenger RNA, 3005 nt
Organism: Linum trigynum
Lineage: Eukaryota; Viridiplantae; Streptophyta; Magnoliopsida; Malpighiales; Linaceae
Source: the annotation of a GenBank genome assembly
UAUGGUACCAUUUCAUGCGAUUUUAUUGCAAGCCACAAAAUUUCCUGUCGAUAACCGUACGAGAACAUCCAAUUUAGUUGGUGAUUACUGAUUACCAUUUUUUUUCUCUCUCUCUCUAAAAUGAUAGACAAUUAGAAUAGAACACGGAUUGAUUAAACUCUCUUCUUUUAGUAGAAUGAUCGGUGUAUCAAACUCUCCUACUAUAGAAAUGGGUUCAUUUUUCUACUUCCCCUAAUCCAGUAUUAAUCCACGAUGAAUGUCUUCUUCCCUUUCCUACUCUGCCAAGUGCCUGUCGUUCGGACAUGUUUUCCCAACAACCUACGCCUCUGUUGCUUGGUUCCUACCGAUCGAGAGCAUCAUUCAAUAAAUGUUCUGCCGCAUGUUCGCUUGCGUCUCCCACGGCUCUAUCUUCGUUAGCAAUGUAUUGCUGUUCUUGUCCUCUUUCUAUCUUUUUGUCACGGCAUAUGUACACAUCAGUCCUGUAUUUUCGAUUGCUUGUCUAGGUAAAACCUACACAUGUAACAGGAGAUAUCGAAAGAUCGUCAAAACUCAAACCGACGAUCAUGAAUGUCAAAGUGGAUCGACAAGGUUUAGAGGAAUUAUCAUCAUCAACAAGUUUAGUCCUAUUGUCAAUGUUUAGUUUAAGUUUGAGUUGUUAUGUUUGUUUAUGUUAAUUGUUCUCCAAACGCAAGCUGGUAUGAUCUGUCUUGUAGUGCCAAGCUUGAGUAUUUAAACCCAAGUAUGAAUGAGAAACACCCAAGGCUUCUAGGGUUUCAUUUUCCCCCAACUCAUCUUUGUUGUUAUGGUAUCAGAGCCUCUAGGUCCUAGGGAACCCUAAAAACCUUCAACCCACAAGAAUAAGGACUAUGUCCAGAUCUGAAAAAUUUUGAUAUCUCCUGUUAACAUGUAGUUUUUCAUCAAAAGUGGCACAACAACACGUUAUAAUUUAAAAUGGAAAGCAUGAAUGAUAUUGAUCAGUGGAGGUUCUCGAUUGAUAGUAGAGCUUGAUAAGGUCGGACUCUGAAGCAACGAAGUUUAGAACAUGAGUAAUUCAAAAUAAAUAUCAUGCACAAACUAGAUAUAAUGGGUCUAGAAGACAACGAGUCGGAAUGGGUGUGAACACAACAAAAACGUUUCUUUCAUUCUCAUCUCGUUUCAAAAUAGAUUAGGCAAGUCAAAUCGAAAUAUACAAUCACAUCUAAUUCGUUGAUGGAUCACUCCGCGUUUGUAAAGUAGCUAUGUCUCUUUAUUUUCCUCAACGAUAAGUUGAGCAAUUUAUUGGGCCGCGGCGCCUCGGCGGCCUUUUAUAUGGUCACAUCUGUUGGCCGUUCUGUUUCCAAAACCAGAGAGCGGCUUACUGGGCAGAUUGAUUUAAUAGCAAACUAUACGCAGCCCACUAUUCAAGAAGCCCAUUAAGUUUAGGCCCAAUAGUCUAGCAGGCCGUCCUUCUUGUUCUCUCCCACGCGUUCCCUCUUUGUCUUGGCGGGCCACGCGCCAGUCGCGAAAACGGCAAAACCCUAAGAGGAAAUAAGAGACUUCGCGGUGGAGCGGAGCCAAAACCUUGUAAACUGACUUGUCUCUCGCAUUAUAAAUUCGCCUCUCAUAAACCCUUUUAUUCCUCACGCUCCUCCGCCUCGUUUAGCCUCACUAAACCCUAAAUUCCUAUCCUCCCUCCCGUCGAUUCUCUCCAAAGUCCAUCACCAUGUCUUCCUCCAUGGAAUUUUGGGGUGUUGAGGUUAAGGCUGGGCAGCCACUUAAAGUGACUCCUGAGGACGAUGUCAUCCUACAUCUGUCCCAUGCAGCACUUGGUGAGGCAAAAAAGACCAAGGAAAAUGAGUUUGUGCCUCUUUUCAUCAAAGUUGGUGACAAGAAGCUUGUUUUGGGAACCCUCUCUCCUGAAACCAUUCCCCAGUUGGCUUUUGAUCUGGUAUUGGAGCAGGAGUUUGAACUUUCCCACAACUGGAAGAAUGGGAGCAUCUAUUUCACUGGCUACAAGUCUAUUCUCCCUGAUGAUGAUGAGGAGUUUUCUGAUUUUGGUUCUGAGGAAGAGUCAGAGGAAGAGAAGGAGCUCCCAGUGGUGAAGGCAGAGAACGGUAAAGUUCAGAAGGCUAAGCCUGCUGCUCCUGCUAAGGCUGCAGCUGCUAAGCCUGAAGCUGCAAAACCAAAAUCCAAAGCUGCUGCGGUGCCCGCUAAGCCUGAGAAUGAAUCUGACGAUUCAGAUGAUGAUGAAGAUGAUUCAGAUGACGAUUCAGAUGAAUCUGGUGAAGAUGAGUCUGGAGAGGACAUGUCUGUUGAUGCUGGUGCUGAUUCAGAUGAAGAUGAUGACAGUGAUGAUAGUGAAGACGAGAAGACUCCAACUCCAAAGAAGCCGGAGCAGGGUAAGAAAAGGUCCAACGACUCGGCUGUGAAAACACCAGUGCCUGCCAAGAAGGCCAAACAGGCUACACCGGCGAAGACUGAUGGUAAGAAGGCGGCUGCACACACAGCAACGCCUCACCCUGCAAAGAAUGCUGCAAAGACCGUAGGUAGUGCUGCCAAGUCCCCAAAAUCUGGUGGUGAAUUUGCUUGCAAAUCCUGCGACAGGUCAUUCGGAUCUGAUGGUGCUCUGCAGUCUCACGCCAAGGCCAAGCACACUGCCAAGUGAAGAGCUCAUAGUAUAGGGAAGAGUAUCGAUGGGAGAGAAGAGAAGUGUUGCUUUUGAGUAGUCACUAAAGAGGGAGAUGGUAAAUGAGAGGUUUUUGUUGUUAUUGUUCGUGAGAAAGAACUUAUGGAGGAAAUAGAUGGAUGUUUGUGAAAGUGAUUUUGGAAAUUUGUUGGCUGUCACAACAUUCUCGGAUACUGAAACAUGUUUAUGUUUCUGUUGCAAAUGCAUCAAGUAUGGUGUUUUAACAACUACGUACGCUUUGUUGACGGCAACGUUGUCAAAUCGGUUUAAGUUAUUGAGCCGAUUAAACAAUAAGUUUAAAAUUUAAUAGUUUGAUUGGGAUUAAAGAUUUAAUGACUGA